AUGUACGAAGGGAUUGACAACCUGAAAUCCCUUUACGACCGUGCCGGGAAGACUUUCUCCGGCGGUCCUUCUGCGGCACAGGAUGUGUCGCGUCGUACUGCUCGACCAGACCCAGUACGUCAACCAUCAAUUGGGAGCGGGGCUCCCAAGAAUCCCAGGACGGGGGAUAGCCGCGCCACCGGACGAGGUAACUCGUCCGACGUCCGUUCACGUCGCGGUGGUUCAACAGCUGCUCUACUAGAUAGCGCUGGCCACCGCGAGAGUCCUCUAAUGGAGGUGGAGGAGGAGGAAAGACGCUCUCCACACGAUCAUGUGGAUCGGUGUGUUCCCGAGAGCUUCUUUGAUCGCGUAACGCAAGGGUUACGCGACGAUCUCGAGCAUGAGCGGAAUAGGCGUCUCCAGAUGGUGGACACUGCCUCGAAGCAUCGAGCUGAGUUUGCCUUUGCUCAGCUUGAGAACGAGAGAUCUCUGACAUCUCUUCGUGACGAGCUAAGGGUAGCUCGUGGGAUUGUUGAUCGGUCUCGGGCUGAGAUAACUGCUCUUCAGACCCUUGUUGAUGCCCACCAUCGGGAGCAUAAGGCUCUCUGCGAGAUGCUUGAGCGCAAGGGCGUUCUUCAUCGGAAGAAGCAGCGUACUGAUGGUACGGCUUAA
This is a messenger RNA of Peronospora matthiolae, 651 nucleotides long. NCBI's taxonomy places the organism in Eukaryota, Oomycota, Peronosporomycetes, Peronosporales, Peronosporaceae. The record is from the annotation of a GenBank genome assembly.